Dermacentor silvarum is the source of this 1054-nucleotide messenger RNA. RefSeq names its product glutathione S-transferase Mu 1. The transcript is spliced from 2 exons. Gene Ontology annotation, molecular function: glutathione transferase activity. The record is from RefSeq and is a predicted model, not a curated record. NCBI's taxonomy places the organism in Eukaryota, Metazoa, Arthropoda, Arachnida, Ixodida, Ixodidae. Gene Ontology annotation, biological process: glutathione metabolic process. The coding region runs from base 358 to 1032 and encodes 224 amino acids.
UAGAGGCUGAAGUGUUUAAAUGACAAGAAAACGAUAAUGGUAUGGUCUGUCUUUGAACAAAAAGGACACAGUGAGGCACGUGGUGUCACACGUAUAUGUAUAAAGCGUCACCUCUUGGGUGAAACACAGUUCUUGCGUGCGAACUCACCGAAGAAGGCAAGGAGACUUCACGGUAAGUAAAUGUCAGGACCACAGAACCUGUCGUUUCAUUCUCAUGCUCCUGCAGUCGCAAACGCGAAGGGCCUUCGGAACCUGCGGAAACGCUCCUAAUGUGAAAGGGUGUUACGAUGUUUGUGCGUUUAGAUCAACAUUUAUUACUCCGUAGACGAUUAACAUUGCCGUCGUUCGACACCAGUGAUGGCUCCCGUACUCGGCUACUGGGACUUGAGGGCUAUGGGACAACCCAUCCGCAACCUUCUCGUCUACAAGAGAGUCCAGUUUGAAGACAAACAGUUCAAGGUCGGCCCACCUCCCGAGUACGACAAGUGGCACAAGGAGAGGUCCACGCUGGGCCUUUCAUUCCCCAACCUGCCGUACUACGUCGACGACGACGUCAGGUUGGCCCAGAGCUUGGCUAUCCUCCGCUACCUGGGAAGAAAGCAUGACCUGGUGGCCAGGAACGACAAGGACACUGCGGAACUGGACGUCAUCGAGCAACAAGCGCGAGAUCUGUGUCUCCUUCUGGACUACGGAGUUGCGGCAGACUCGAAGCUCGAGUACGGUCUCGAAUCGUACGCCAAAAAGCUGGACGAGGUCCUGGCUCCCUGGGACGACUUCCUGGCCUACCGGAAGUGGACACUGGGGGACAGGCUGACGUACGUGGACUUCCUGCUCUACGAAGGGCUCGACUGGCACCGAGAGUUCCAACCGGAGACCUUGCAGCGGUACCCGCACAUUGUGGAGUACCUGAACAGGUUCGAAGAACUGCCCAACAUCAAAGAGUACUUCGCCUCGAAGCGGUACAAGAAGUGGCCUAUCUUGUGCCACCUGAGGAAGUGGGGCUACAAGAAGCCAUUCGAAGGGCAUGAGUAGGCGUCGCUGCUGCUAUUUGCUG